AACCGGCCUGGCGACCAUCUCCGGGUCCCUGCGGCCUCCCGCCCGCUCCUCCUUUCCAAUCCUGCACUGCCUGGGCUGGGCCCGGCCGGUGGAAGAACCGAAGGGGACUCAGCGUGUCCCCACGGCGGCUGCAAGAAGACGGAGCAUGGAUGGCAGCCGGAGAGCUUUUUGCACUGACUCCUCUUCUCUCAGACUAAGCACUCUCCAGCUGGUCAGGAAUCACAUGGCUGUUCACUAUAAUAAAAUCCUUUCAGCCAAAGCUGCAGUAGACUGCUCAGUUCCAGUAAGCCUGAGUGCCAGCAUCAAAUGCAAACUAGCUUAUAACAACUCCACUACCUCCCUGUCCAGCAUGGAUUCCACAGCUUCUAGGCCCAGGAAACAGUGCUCCAGAACCACGUAUGGCAGAAAGCCCAGGAGCGCAUUCCCAAAUUCCCACCAGUUUCAGUUAGUCAUUUCAAAAGCACCCAGUGGGGAUCUUUUAGAUAAACAUUCUGAACUCUUUUCUAACAAACAAUUGCCGUUCACUCCACGCACUUUAAAAACAGAAGCGAAAUCUUUCCUGUCUCAAUAUCGAUAUUAUACACCUGCCAAAAGAAGAAAGGAUUUUACAGAUCAACGGAUGGAAGCUGAAACCCAGACUGAAUUGAGCAGCUUUCAAUCUGAUUUGGGGGCAGCUGAGACCAAGAACCUGACAGAUUCAGAAGUGAACAUCAACCAGGCAUCGAAUAGUGUGACAAAUGAUACCAAAGGGAAAAUAACCCCUUUACCUUUACAAGGGGAUGGCUUAAGGUGGAAUGAGAUUAAAGGUGGAGCUCUUCAGCAUUCCUCAGGAAGUGAAGAAGAGCUGUUGUAUCUGAGUUUCAUUGAAGAUGUAACAGACGACAUUUUGAAACUUGGUUUAUUUUCAAACAGGUUUCUAGAACGACUGUUCGAGCGACAUAUAAAACAAAAUAAACAUUUGGAGGAGGGGAAAAUGCGCCACCUGCUGCAUGUCCUGAAGGUAGACUUAGGCUGCACAUCUGAGGAAAGCUCAGUAAAGCUAAAUGAUGUUGACACGUUGACAUUACUUGAUUUUGAAAAUGCUGGGAAUUCAGAACAAAAUGAAUGUAAAAAUGGACAUGAGGUAACAAUUCAACAGGAACGUCAAGAAUACCAAAAGGCUUUGGAUAUGUUACUGUCUGCACCAAAGGAUGAGCAUGAGAUAUUCUCUUCACCAAGUGGAUUUUUCAUGCCCAUCUAUAAAUCAAAGUGUUCGGAAGGGGUUAUAGUCCAACAGGUGAGUGAUGAAACAAAUCUCAAACCUUCAACUUGGGAUGAAAACAAUCCAAGUAUUUCGGACAGUUUAAUAGACCAGGAAACCUCUGUGAAUGUCAUUGAAGGCGAUAGUGACACUGAAAAAGUUGAGACUUCAAAUGAAUUAUGUUGUCUUAGCACAUCAGUCCCCCAAUCUGUUCAGUUCUGCAGUAUCAACGGUGGCAAUAAUUAUGACCUGGAAUUACCAAUUCUUAAAAUCAUGGAAAUGAACAUUGAGGACUGACUGCCCUUCAGAUGCUUGAUCUUCAUUAAACACCCCAAAUGUCCAGUAAACUCAA
Molecule: messenger RNA, 1592 nt
Organism: Galeopterus variegatus (Sunda flying lemur)
Lineage: Eukaryota; Metazoa; Chordata; Mammalia; Dermoptera; Cynocephalidae
Gene: SPATA7
Product: spermatogenesis associated 7
Exons: 10
Coding region: 146-1537 (463 amino acids)
Biological process (GO): protein localization to photoreceptor connecting cilium; photoreceptor cell maintenance; microtubule cytoskeleton organization
Cellular component (GO): axoneme; rod photoreceptor outer segment; ciliary basal body
Source: RefSeq, a predicted model, not a curated record